AUGACUUCAAAUUCCAACUUCAGAGUCAAUGACACUUGGUCUUUAACGACUCCUCAUGAUGACAUGAAUACGUCUCAGCAAUUUGAUUUAGAUAAUUAUUUCUCUUGUCUUGACUUUGUAUUCGACGAUAUGGAUCAAUCAACUAUUGAUUCGUUCUUUGAGAGCAGGCAAGAUGAAUGGCUUGAAAGAGAAGAAGAAAGACGGGUUUUUAUUAUGCGACGACAAGACAAUACAAUACAAAAUCGUCUUCUUCUUCCUUCUCAACAUCAUCAACGUAUUCACGAUGUGUUGAAAGAAGUGAUCAAUUGCACCAUUCCCUCAACUGGUAUUAAUUCGACCAUUAAUUAUUACUUUAUUGAUUUUAAUGAUAUUAUCAUUUAUACGAAUUCAAAUGAUCUAUUUAACCUUUCAAUCGGACUUGUUCAACGACAACAAAAAUCAUUUUUAAGUUUAAAUGUAAAUGCUUUUAAGAAAAGAUUUGAUGAUAUUGAAUGGAACAUGGAAUCUUAUAAAAUGAAAAAACAACCAAAUGCUGGCGGUGGAAGUCUCUUGUCAGAAAUCUUUUCUUGUGAGAUUAUCACGAGGAUCUUGAAUGUGGAGUUGUUUAAAACCGAGAUGGAAAUCGAUUACUUUUUCAUAAAUCAGCCAAUGACCGAUUAUUUGGUUAAUUUUCGUCAUCCUUUUAAUCAAACUACUACCUUGACACUUGGAGUAUCAGUGACCAGAGCGUUCGCAUAUAAAAGAAGGUACACAAAACUUGACGCGUAUCGCCUCUUAACGAAAAAACUUGCAGGAAUCAAUUGUUCUACAAGGAAUAUUACGAACGCAAAAUUAUGGAAGCAAGUUUUACAUAUCUGGUGCCCAAGUGGAAAAGUCGCAAAGGUUGUUAGGAAGGUUUACAAUAAGUUGGAUAAUAAAUUAAAAAGUAAUACCGUCGUUAUCGUUACAAUCGUUAAUUGUAAAUGGGUCUUCACCAAUAAACGAUAG
Molecule: messenger RNA, 987 nt
Organism: Funneliformis geosporum
Lineage: Eukaryota; Fungi; Glomeromycota; Glomeromycetes; Glomerales; Glomeraceae
Source: the annotation of a GenBank genome assembly